Molecule: messenger RNA, 1925 nt
Organism: Guillardia theta CCMP2712
Lineage: Eukaryota; Cryptophyceae; Pyrenomonadales; Geminigeraceae
Exons: 3
Coding region: 1-1857 (618 amino acids)
Molecular function (GO): ATP binding; ATP hydrolysis activity
Source: RefSeq, a predicted model, not a curated record
AUGGGCAAAGAAGAACCGAAGAAGAGCGCAAAGCAGAAGCGCCAGGAGAAGCAGGAGAAGAAGAAGGCUGGCAAGGAGGACAAAGAGAACGAAGGGGAUGCUGGAGCUGAAGAUGCUGCCGCUGCCUUGAAGAACUUGAGCACUUCGACUGUCUCCAAGUCCGUCGCAAACAAAGAAGCUGCUGCUGCCAGAAAUGUUACUGGAGAGCUUGGAUCGAACCCUCUCUCAAGGGAUUUGAAGAUCAUCUCCUUCUCUCUACAGCUGUACGGCAAGCGCUUGAUCGAGGACACCACUCUGGAGCUCUCGUACGGAAACCGCUAUGGUCUCAUCGGUUCAAACGGGUCCGGGAAGUCUACUUUCCUGACUGCCCUGGCCUCUAGAGAGCUUCCGAUCCCCGACCACAUUGAUAUUUACCACCUCGAGGAAGAAGCUGAGCCCAGCGAGAGAACUGCUGUGGAGGCUGUGGUGGACGUUGUCAGAGAGAAGGUGGAGAAGUUGGAGAAACUCGCUGAGAUGGUUCUUGAGAGCCACGGGCCUGAAGCAGAGAUCCUCCAGGACAUCUACGAGCGCAUCGAUCGUAUGGAUCCGUCUACCUUUGAAGUCCGCGCGACCGAGAUUCUCAUUGGUUUGGGUUUCUCGCACGCUUUCCUCCAGAAGAAAACUCGAGAUCUGUCCGGAGGAUGGCGUAUGCGAGUGUCACUUGGCCGUGCUCUGCUAUUGCAGCCUGUGCUUCUUCUCCUGGACGAGCCCACGAACCAUUUGGAUAUGGAGUCCUGCUGCUGGUUGGAGAGCUACUUGGCAAAGUAUCCUGGAAUUCUUGUUCUUGUCUCUCACUCGGAAGAUUUCUUGAAUGGAGUUUGCUCCCACAUCAUUCACUUGACGUCUAAGAGAAAGUUCGUCUACUACGGAGGAAACUACGAUUCUUUUGUCAAGACAAAGAGGGAGAAUGAUGUCAAUCAGAUGAAGCGCUAUGAGAAGGAGCAGGCGGACAUCAAGCACUUGAAAGAAUUCAUCGCAUCCUGUGGUACAUAUGCCAAUUUGGUGAAGCAGGCUCAGUCGAAGCAGAAGAUUAUUGACAAGAUGAUGGAGGCUGGACUCACCGAGAAACCUGAGAAUGAUCGCAGCAUCAAGUUUCAUUUCCCUGACUGCGGAUCGAUCCCUCCUCCCGUCCUCGCGAUCAACGAUGUCUCCUUUGCGUACAGUGGCAAAGAAGAGGACAUGCUCUACAAGCACCUGGAGCUCUCUGUGGAUCUCGACUCUCGCAUCGCUCUCAUCGGUCCCAACGGAGCAGGAAAGAGUACGCUGCUGAAGCUGAUGUACGGGGAGCUGAGCCCCACCAGGGGAGACGUGAAGAAACAUUCGCAUCUUAAGAUCGCCAAGUUCCAUCAGCACUCGGUGGAUCAGCUGGACGAGGACAUGACGCCUCUGGAGUACAUGAACUCUCAGUUCCCUGAGAAGAACCUGGAGCUCGAGGCAUGGAGAAGUCGCGUCGGGAGGUUCGGAGUCUCCGGUGAGAUGCAGACAGCGAAGAUCAAGUACAUGUCGGACGGACAGAAGUCUCGCCUCGUCUUCGCCUAUAUCGCCGAGUGCAAUCCGCACAUCCUCUUCCUUGAUGAGCCAACCAACCAUCUUGACAUGGAGUCGAUCGACUCGCUGGCGGACGCGAUCAACGAGUUCGCGGGAGGCAUGGUGCUGGUGUCGCACGAUUUCAGGUUGAUCGGCAAGGUGGCUAAGGAGGUUUGGUUGUGCGAGAACAAGAAGGUUGAGGUGUGGAAGGGAGACAUCCUCGAGUAUAAGAAGAAAUUGACCAAGGAUAUGGAGAGGAAGGUUAAGGCUGGGCUCACCACCCCGCAGUGAGGAGCUGGUCUUGACGGUUACUAACCGCCUGUUAUUGGUUAGAGUGUAAUGAAGUACAUUGACUCGUG